Messenger RNA from Nematostella vectensis (starlet sea anemone), 7385 nucleotides. Its product is annotated as neuropeptide Y receptor type 6. Gene Ontology annotation, cellular component: membrane. Bases 3765 to 5495 code for a protein of 576 amino acids. Lineage: Eukaryota; Metazoa; Cnidaria; Anthozoa; Actiniaria; Edwardsiidae. The record is from RefSeq and is a predicted model, not a curated record. The transcript has 4 exons. Gene Ontology annotation, molecular function: G protein-coupled receptor activity. Gene Ontology annotation, biological process: G protein-coupled receptor signaling pathway.
GUAAACGUUAGACUCGUAUUUUAUUCGAUAAAUCAGAGCGUUCGAAUUAUCGCCCCUUUAAGCACCUAUGGGGUCAGGAUAAUAUCCUUCGAGCUAACGCUCUAAAAGGUCUUACUGAAUUUACUGGAAUUCUAAGCUUCUUUCUGCUCAGAAGUAAAAUCACUCAAGGCUCCGAGUCGUAGCUAUUAAAUAAGAGCAUCAAUUGUUGAUAGUUGCUAACUGAAGCUAAAGGCGUGUUAUUAACGUAUAUUAGCUAAUAAACACUAGUUAUUAACACGAUAACUGAAGCAACGCAUGUCCACUCAUAAAUCCUGCAAUUUUAGACUAAUGUUAAGUAUCAAUAUCGAGAUAAUCUAAAAAGAAGCGAGAAAUCUGUUUCUUUGAAUAAAGCUAUACGAGUUGUUUUUUUUAGCCCGGGCGCAGGGGGUUGUGUUCCAUUGCUUGGCCAUGGUGAAUUAGUGCCUUAUUAAUCUGUUCUCCUACCACCCGCUUAGACGAUUUAGCCCUCUAUUAAUUAUGAUUAAGCCCGCUAAAAGAUUUUUAAUCCAGUGAUAAGCUCCUCAGAAUAUCGAUAAAAGUGAACAAAAGUUGACGCGGUCGCCUAUAGAGUUAUGACAAUGAUAAUGAAAUCUUGAUUUGUGUUUUUAUUUACAUUCAUACGUGACAUCCAAAAAGGGAAAGAGUAUGGCGAACUCAUAGAAAGCCCUUGUUAAAUGGCUUUCUUCGCCAUUUACGAAAGAAGGAAGCCUUAAAAAAACGAACAGCCGAACAAAGCAGAACAUCUCCUACUUGGACACAAGCAAGGCCAUACCAGAGUUACACCCUUACUUUGUAGCCUUUGGAGCUUUAGGACGAGAAAGUCUCCCGACUUCUGCAAUUACAGCAUUCUCAAAGGCUUACUAUUUACUCCAGACGUUUCCCUUAGAACAAAAGAAUGCCAUGGAUAGCAUAUCAAAACAAACGUAAUCCUCUUUCCGUAGAACGUCACGUCCGAGUGUGCUUUUUUUCUGCUAGCGAUAUUGAAAGUGUUUGUUCACAAGAAUUACCUUGCGAUGUUAAUCUGUCGCUGCAUAACGUAACUUCAUAUCCACCUAGAUUCGACCUGUAACCCAUAUAGUUUAGAGUUGUUAGCUUUAAAUACACACGGUUAACAGGAAGCUUAUAACUCAAACGGAUGUUCUGUUUUUAAAACGUGUUUCUCUAGUUAUGGAAAAAUAGUGCAAAAAAAAAAAACGCAAAAAAAGCUAAAAUGAGCUAAUGAAUACACCUAGUUUGUGUCAAGGCUUUAUUUUAUGAGCUUUGUGAAAAUUAACAUCAGAAUGCGCGAGGAGCAUGCUGGGGCAGGGAAUACCAAUACACCGCAGAGAAGAGAAUACAUAAGAACCCAAGAUGACUUUAGAGCAUUGGAGUGUUUGAUGUUGACUUUGAGCAAAGAGAGAUAAAGCGUGUCGGAAAAGAGGGAUCAGAAAACGCGACACGCGCGACGUUGUCGGGGGGAUAAGGCUAGGUGUUUGGGGUUUUACACAUUUUAAUCCAACACAAUAGAACAUAAUUACACUAAUUACAGUGUUGCGAAAUCGUGCAUGAUACAGGUAUCCCAACCAUCCAAAUGAUCCCUAUUGUCGCUUGGACUUACUACUGUGCCUUUCCGGUAAUAACAUAUAAACAAGGCAAGUACACAAUAAUAAUAAUAUAUUUUCUUAACAACCUGAAUGAUCCCUACGUGUAGAGCACUCGUACAAUAAUCGAGCAUAUUCGGGUGCUCGGCAGUACAGCACUCGUACAAUAACCGAACAUAUUCGGGUGCUCGGCAGUAGAGUACUCGUACAAUAAUCGAGCAUAUUCGGGUGCUCCGCAGUACAGCACUCGUACAAUAAUCGAACAUAUUCGGGUGCUCGGCAGUAGAGUACUCGUACAAUAAUCGAACAUAUUCGGGUGCUCGGCAGUACAGCAUUCGUACAAUAAUCGAGCAUAUUCGGGUGCUCGGCAGUAGAGUACUCGUACAAUAAUCGAGCAUAUUCGGGUGCUAGGCAGUAGAGUACUCGUACAAUAAUCGAGCAUAUUCGGGUGCUCGGCAGUACAGCAUUCGUACAAUAAUCGAACAUAUUCGGGUGCUCGGCAGUGGAGUACUCGUACAAUAAUCGAACAUAUUCGGGUGCUCGGCAGUACAGCACUCGUACAAUAAUCGAACAUAUUCGGGUGCUCGGCAGUACAGCACUCGUACAAUAAUCGAACAUAUUCGGGUGCUCGGCAGUACAGCAUUCGUACAAUAAUCGAACAUAUUCGGGUGCUCGGCAGUACAGCAUUCGUACAAUAAUCGAACAUAUUCGGGUGCUCGGCAGUACAGCACUCGUACAAUAAUCGAGCAUAUUCGGGUGCUAGGCAGUAGAGUACUCGUACAAUAAUCGAGCAUAUUCGGGUGCUAGGCAGUAGAGUACUCGUACAAUAAUCGAACAUAUUCGGGUGCUCGGCAGUACAGCAUUCGUACAAUAAUCGAACAUAUUCGGGUGCUCGGCAGUACAGCAUUCGUACAAUAAUCGAACAUAUUCGGGUGCUCGGCAGUACAGCACUCGUACAAUAAUCGAGCAUAUUCGGGUGCUAGGCAGUAGAGUACUCGUUCAAUAAUCGAACAUAUUCGGGUGCUCGGCAGUAGAGUACUCGUUCAAUAAUCGAACAUAUUCGGGUGCUCGGCAGUAGAGUACUUGUGUAUGUCAUUCAUGCAGAUAAUGUGAUAAGGCAAAUUUUGGCAAAUAAAGUGACUUCCAGAGGCUCGCGUAAUAGAAAACUUAAUUGUAGAAAUUCAAUUUAAAGUGAAAAAGAUUUAUAUCACCAAAUUUGCGAUCAAAUGAUAAGAUGCUCGAAUUAUAUUGGAAUCAAAGAACGAGAAACAUGAUAGCAAUGGUAAGGACUCCUGUUGUUACCACAUGAUAGCGAAAAAAAAACAUACAAGCGGCUAUCUCAUCUUAGUUUCUAUUUCUCCGGAUCCUUCAAGUCUAGAGAUGCGAUUCAGGUUGUCAAACUGCGUGUUGUCAAAUGAAGAAAGAAGAUUGUCUCUACAAAUGUCGAGUGCACUUGGCCUGUAGCGAAAUAAUACACCAAAAACUGUUAUUCGACUCUGCCAAGUUUUCGUCAGACUUCUUCAGGGCUAGGGUAGACUAAGGGGCUGUAGCGACAUGCAAAUAUUACCUCGCUUUCUGGGCGUUUUUUUAUCUCAUCGGAUUGCCUGACUGGAUGUCAAUUGGACUACGCAUUUGUAUGAGAUCGUCUUUGUAAGAGAUCGUCUUGAUAGGAACCUUUCCUUUCUGAGCAGGUGUAGGUAGACACAAUUGACAUAUGAGUAAAAGUAAAGCCCCACGACAUCCGGGGUUCUUCAUACAAUGUUUCUCAAUAGGAUCCGUUCCAAGCAAUAAGGUGAUCUAAGUUACGGGACCGAAGUAAAGUAUACAGAAUUCCCGCUGCGGAUUAAAGAGUUGGCGAGGGUCAAAAGGGAUUCAAGACACAUCCGUUCCUUGGCAGGGUGUCAAAAUAAUCGUGUAAUCAUUGAGCCAAAAAGAGAUAUCUUUAAUUUGACAGACGUCCAGGGAUAUGAAUUGAGAGUGUGCCUCUUAGAAACCACUAAAAUAAUCACCGAGAACAUUACGCGUGAUACGGAUGGCGCGAUCCACUAAUUGGUUUGACGUUUGAUCUGGAAGUGAUACGAUCUGCGCGACCUUCACGCGACCUUCACGCGACCUUCACGCGUCCCCCGGUUUAGAGCGCAUAAAAUGGAAAAGUUGAAUCUGACGCUAAACAAUACGGAUGCUAGUAUCAUGGAAUCGAACGAGGAGGGAAAAAUCUUCAAAAUUGUCUUCUACAUUUUUUUGUUCAUCUUCGGUACGAUUGGGAACCUCUUAGUCAUGGUAGUCAUCAAGUCAAGAAAAAAGCGAAGUGUCAAUGAUUUCUUCAUUUUCAAUUUAGCAAUUUCGGACUUGACGUUUGUUUUGGUCUCUCUACCGUUUUACACGUACGAGCUUUUUCUACGGUUCGACAAGUUUGGGUUCUACUGCAAGGUGGUGUGGCCCAUGAUGUCGGUCACACUCUGCGUCAGUAUCUUUACUUUGACUUUCAUGUCCGUGGAGCGCUGCCGAGCAAUCGUUUUCCCCUUAAAGCCUCGCAUCAAGAGAACCUCCGUGCUCAUCGGCUUAUCAACGGUCUGGGUCGCUUCCCUUGUGUGUAUUCUACCACUCAGCAUCGUCACAAGUGCUGAAGGUGAGCUAUGCAUGGAGAGAUGGCCGUCUGAAGGACACCGAAAGGCAUAUACGAUCGCACUGUUCGCCAUUCAAUAUGCGAUACCUCUACUUAUCAUCGCAAUGGCCUACAUCACCAUCGCUAUUAAACUCGUUCGGACUGAAGUCCCGGACAGAACUUCUGUGAAUAAUAGAGGGCAGAUUGUUAAGCGCCAGAGUAGAAAGGAGAAUUUCCAUAUCAUCCGUACGGUAGCUGUCAUAGUGAGCCUGUUCUUGGUGUGCAUGUUACCUAAUCAGAUCGCGUGGCUGUUGUAUGAUUUUGAGGGGGAGGAACAGGCGAAGUUAUUCUGGAGUUUCGCUGAGGCUCUUAUUUUCUUGCACUCAUGCGUUAAUCCUGUCAUCUAUGGCAGCUUGACGAGGCAAUUCCGCGAAGGAUACAUAAGGUCACUUCAUUACGUUUGUUGCUGUGGAAAACCGCUGAAACGCGCACCUGACUUCUCGGAUUUCCGAGAAACCCGUGACGUCACGAACCAGCACCACGAAAGAAGCAAUCAGAGCUCUUUAAAACAGUCCAAUGUUCUAACGCGCUUAAAAAGAACUUCACAGCACCUCAGAGAUUCUAGAUUGAACCAACGUGACGCCACUGCCACCUCACCGAUAGCCACGCCCCCUACGCCGCGUGGGGUUAAUAAGGUUUAUAAGUCUAGUAAGGUUAAUAAGUCCAGUGGGAAUUUGGUGAGGCUGCACAUAGCUGGCACAGCCUCAAAGGUGCCGGAGCGCGCGCGCGAGGAGCAGGCCUCUCCGACGAUUGAACAUUCGAACCGAUGGAUUAAGCCAUGGACGGACUCGAUCGCAGACGAGUGUCCGCAUUACGAGGUCGCGGAAAUCCGCGCAAAAAAUGGUAAAUACGCAUCCAUUAUCGGGUCAAACGGGAAGUCUGCAAAACAUCAUUCAAACGGUAACGCGAUAACCAAUAACUCUAAAGAAUGCAAAGGAAAAGUUAAGGUAUCAUAUAGUGAACCUAACCUUCAGUCAAGCUGGAGAUCUGCCUCGCAGAAGAAAUCGAGUACAGAUUAUGCUUCUAGGGACGAUUUGAGGCGAUCAUUAAAGCGAAGGCGAAAGAGAUCGGCGAGAAAUAACAGCGCGGAUGGAUGCUUAAAUUCUUCCUUUAUGAACUAUGGAGUGAUUAUUGACGAGGAUGGGCAUUAUCACUCGGAUCCUGUUAAUAUCGCUGACAUCGGGAUAGUGUUCCAGAUAUCUAGGGUGUAGUCGCAGGCCGUGUCCAAGAUAAGAAGGUUUAGUCUCAGGCCGUGUACAAGAUAAGAAGGUUUAGUCUCAGGCCGUGUACAAGAUAAGAAGGUUUAGUCUCAGGCAGUGUACAAGAUAAGGAGGUUUAGUCUCAGGCCGUGUACAAGAUAAGAAGGUUCAGUCGCAGGCCGUGUACAAGAUAAGAAGGUUCAGUCGCAGGCCGUGUACAGGAUAAGAAGGUUUAGUCGCAGGUCGUGUACAAGAUAAGAAGGUUUAGUCUCAGGCCGUGUACAAGAUAAGGAGGUUUAGUCUCAGGUCGUGUACAAGAUAAGGAGGUUUAGUCUCAGGCCGUGUACAAGAUAAGAAGGUUUAGUCUCAGGCCGUGUACAAGAUAAGAAGGUUUAGUCUCAGGCCGUGUAAAAGAUAAGAAGGUUUAGUCUCAGGCCGUGUACAAGAUAAGGAGGUUUAGUCGCAGGCCGUGUACAGGAUAAGAAGGUUUAGUCUCAGGCCGUGUACAAGAUAAGAAGGUUUAGUCUCAGGCCAUGAACAGGAUAAGGAAGUUUAGUCUCAGGCCGUGUACAAGAUAAGGAAGUUUAGUCUCAGGCCGUGUACAAGAUAAGGAAGUUUAGUCUCAGGCCGUGUAAAAGAUAAGAAGGUUUAGUCGCAGGCCGUGUAAAAGAUAAGGAGGUUUAGUCGCAGGCCGUGUACAAGAUAAGAAGGUUUAGUCGCAGGCCGUGUACAAGAUAAGGAGGUUUAGUCGCAGGCCAUGUACAAGAUAAGGAGGUUUAGUCGCAAGCCGUUUACGAGAUAAGGAGAUUUAGGCUCAGAAUUAUCUCUGUUUUGACUACCGAGACAAUCUUCCGUUUACAGCUUUUGCAUAUUCUUCUGGAAUAAGCUAAACUCAAGUUUACCAAAAAGUUUUGUAACAUUUUCUUCGAGUCCAACUGUAAUGUGUGAUAUUUAUAUUGAAGAAACUCGCCUGCCCAGAUGUCUUGAAAUUUAUCCCACAAACAAGUGAAAAUUCGUCUUUGCUACGGUUGCUGUUCACUCUUUUAAGUGACAUUUUAGGUGAUUGAAAUUGAACAGUUCUUUUUUUUUUCAAAGAGGAGAACUAACCAGAGUUUAAAUCAUAAUUUGCGACAAAAACCAUGCAAAGCAUAUUGACAGCUUUCGCGCGAUGGUACGGGUUUAGGCAAAGCGCUCACGCAUGCGCAACGAAAACAUGGCAGAGGUCUCUUUUCUUCGCAAACGAAAUACAGAGAAAGCCCAGCGAAAUACAGAGAAAAGAGGCCUCUGCUAGCAGGGAAUAUUGUUCAUAGAUUUGUCCCCGAAAAUAGUCUGAAAUUUUGGUUUUCCUAGCGGUUAAAAGUAAUUCGCGGAUCAAUUUUUUAUUAUAAACGGUCGUUCAGCUCUCCUGCUAAUAGAGGUCACUCGUAACUGGUCGGCCUAUCAAAAUAAUCUCUGAUCCGGUAUGAAAACAGAUCCCUUGCCCCUGCCAAGGGCGAUCCGACAUUAAUGAGGGAUCGAUGACCGAUGAUCGGAGAUACGGACAGAUGUGCACACAAUGUUUAUCAUUAAAAUAAGCCUGUCGACUUAGUAGUAGAAGGAGUAGGUAAAACACCAAGCUGUUUUUGUAAAUAUCCCUAAUUAUAUAACUAAUAUUUAUGAUGAAUCUGAGUACAUAAUGUUUAUCGAUAGCAUUCUUUUGCAAGUGUUAGGAAUAACCUUUUUCAGUUGAUGAAAAUUUUGUAGAUUAUCCAAUGGAAUAAACCAAAACAGGGUUGAUUUGCCUUAUGGAGACUUCUCGUUAAGGUUUCGUUAGUUUUUUUUGUCCAACGAAGUAUUAACGCGUAUAUCUUCAGCGAAACUACAACUACUCGCUCUUACAAAGGAUUAAACGUACCAACUCAA